AUGCUUCGAUGUCAGGUGCAGGUUCUCCUGGUGGCUUUAUGUUCAUCUGUGCUGCUGGUGAGGGUCAGCAGUGCUCCACACUGGGACAUGCUGACAGAAACACGAAGAGCAGAGGUCACAAAUGACAAGGAUGUGACCCACUUGCUCUUGCUGAAGUUUAUGUCCGAGCUGGUCGCAGCGAGAGGAGACGAGACGCUCGGUGAGCUGGAGAAAGAGGCGGUGGGCAGGGAGGGGGCGAUGAGGCGAAACGUUCCCGUCUCCCAAAGAGAGCGCAAGGCAGGCUGCCGCAACUUCUUCUGGAAGACUUUCACCUCAUGUUAA
Molecule: messenger RNA, 321 nt
Organism: Stegastes partitus (bicolor damselfish)
Lineage: Eukaryota; Metazoa; Chordata; Actinopteri; Pomacentridae
Gene: sst5
Product: somatostatin 5
Exons: 2
Coding region: 1-321 (106 amino acids)
Biological process (GO): regulation of cell migration
Cellular component (GO): extracellular region
Molecular function (GO): hormone activity
Source: RefSeq, a predicted model, not a curated record